Penicillium taxi is the source of this 1551-nucleotide messenger RNA. RefSeq lists its product as uncharacterized. NCBI's taxonomy places the organism in Eukaryota, Fungi, Ascomycota, Eurotiomycetes, Eurotiales, Aspergillaceae. The transcript has a single exon. Gene Ontology annotation, cellular component: membrane. Gene Ontology annotation, biological process: transmembrane transport. The record is from RefSeq and is a predicted model, not a curated record. Gene Ontology annotation, molecular function: transmembrane transporter activity. Bases 1 to 1551 code for a protein of 516 amino acids.
AUGUCAUUACCCAGAAGCUCGGAGGGAAAACCGUCUUUUGAAGAGCAGCAGUAUGCUACAUCAGUGGAAUCGACAUCAUGGCUUGCCAAAAUCCACCCCUACUUCAAAGACCCCUCUCAUGUCCUUGUCUUCAAACUUGAUGCAUUUCUUCUGACAUGGGCCUUCAUUGCUGGUCUAUUCAAAGAUAUGGACCAGUCUUCGACUACCCAAGCAUAUGUCUCGGGUAUGAAAGAAGACCUCUCAUUGUUCGGCAAUGAGCUAGUUGAGUUCACGACGUACUUUUCAAUUGGCUACGCCAUCUUCAUUAUUCCCUCACAAUUGGUUCAAACGAGGGUCCGACCAUCCCUUUUUCUUCCCUUCUGCGAGAUUGUGUGGGGUUUAUUGACUCUUUUCACCUACGCGGCAAAGAGUGCCAAAACCGUGUUUGUGUUGCGAUUCUUUCUUGGUAUUUUCGAGUGUACCUCGUGGCCUGGUAUCGUCAGCCUUAUCUUCAACUGGUACACUCCCAAAGAGCUUGGUAAGCGACUAGCUAUCUUCGGUGUGAGUGGUGUGGCUGGGAACAUGUUCCUCGGCAUCGUUCAAGCCGCCCUUUACAAAAAUCUAAAUGGCAAUCUUGGGCUUGCUGGCUGGCAGUGGCUGUUCAUUGUUUCCGGUGCUUCGACCAUGUUCUGGGGGUUUGUAGGCCUCUUUACGAUUCCUGACUCGCCUGCAAUCACCAGGGCAAUCUAUUUUAGCAAAGAGGAGAGAGAAUUGGCAAGAAUUCGAAUGGAAAGUGCUGGGACCAAGACCGCGUCGAUCAUUUCAUUGAGUUCUCUGGUUUGGAAACUUAAGUUACUCGCAAAAAGUCCAAUUUCAUAUCUUUUUCUUGCGGCAUACCUUCAAUUUGCGUGGAGUCAGCGAGCCAACUCAUACUUCCUUCUGUUUCUCAAGGGGCUUACGAAAGAAGAUGGAACCGCUCGGUUCUCUGUUUAUACCGUGAAUCUCAUCCCUCUGGGUGGCUAUGCCAUUAGCAUCGUUUGUAACAUCGGUUUGAAUGCUCUCAGCGACUGGAAGGGAUGGCGUUGGCAGGUGUCAGUGGGAGCUGCAACUGUUCAACUUGUGGCGACCUCAGUCUUGGCUAGUUGGCCCGACUCCUGGCAUACCAUCAUUGGAUUUUACUUCCUGACAUUUGCAACGUCAGCAUGGGGAUAUGCGAUCACUGCAUGGCUCGCUGAGAUUCUUCGCAAGGAGCCAGAAGUCCGAUCCAUCAUCGUAGCUAUUGCGGUCACCCUUGUCUAUGCCGGGCAUGCUUCGAUACCGCUGCGGGCCUGGCGGACAAGCGACUCGCCAAGGUACCCUGUUGGCUUCCCUCUCGCGGCCGCCUUCAGUGCUGGUAGCAUCAUCGCAAUCAUGGGGAUGUGGUUUUAUGUUCGGAAGAAUCCAGAUGUUGUGACUUGGGGACUGGGUGGCGCUGAUGAUCUGGAUAUUUCAGUUGAGAGUGGCAUUUCAAAUGAUGAGUAUGGUGCACAGAAGGAGCCAAGAGAGCAAACUCUCUUUAUUGUAAGCAAAUGA